Molecule: messenger RNA, 4149 nt
Organism: Hyla sarda
Lineage: Eukaryota; Metazoa; Chordata; Amphibia; Anura; Hylidae
Gene: NCF4
Product: neutrophil cytosolic factor 4
Exons: 12
Coding region: 289-1299 (336 amino acids)
Biological process (GO): phagocytosis; respiratory burst; superoxide anion generation
Cellular component (GO): NADPH oxidase complex
Molecular function (GO): superoxide-generating NADPH oxidase activator activity; phosphatidylinositol binding; protein binding
Source: RefSeq, a predicted model, not a curated record
GCAAAAAAUAUGAUUCAAGCCGAGCCGGGGAGGGGACUUAUUGUGUCUGCCAAGAUGAAUUUUCUUCUGCAGCAACUUGCUGACAGUGCAAGGCACUGGGUGUUAUGAAUCCAAGCUUACUAGUAACUGGAUCUGGCCUACCACCCCCUCCCAUAUUCUCUGUUGGCAUAUCUCUUUCUCUGGCUGAGGAAACUGGCACCUGGGACGUGAGGACGUAUGCAUCAAGAUUUACAGCUUAGAGCCUGCAGAGUUGAACAACCGAACUGAUCUUCAGUUAUCUGCCUAAUAAUGUCUCUUCCUCGACAGCUAAGGGAUGAAAGUGACUUUGAACAGCUUCCAGAAGACGUUGCUGUGUCUGCCCAUAUUGCAGAUGUGGAAGAGAGAAGUGGUUUCACAGUAUACUAUACAUUUGUGAUCGAGGUCAGAACAAAAGGCGGCUCCAAGUAUUUUAUAUACAGAAGAUAUAGCCAGUUUUUCACUCUACACACGAAGCUUGAAAACAAUUAUGGCCCGGAGAGCGGUAUGGCACCUUAUAUUUUCACAUUCCCACCAUUUCCUGCAAAGAUUUAUGUUGGAAACAAGAAGGAAAUUGCUGAGAGUCGCAUUCCUCUCCUGAAUGCCUACAUGAAGGCACUUCUGAACUCACCCGUCUGGAUUCUUUUAGAUGACGACCUUCGAAUAUUCUUCUACCAAACAGCAGAUGAGAGCAAAAGAAUCCCUCGAGCCUUGCGCAGGUUACGCCCUCCAACUCGGAGAAUUAAGAAGAACUCCCAACACAUUUUGGAUAUGGAAAGACCCCGGGCAGAGGCUCUAUUUGACUUUAAUGGAAAUGCUAACCAAGAACUUAACUUUAAGUGUGGAGAUCUCAUAUAUCUUUUAAGUCGAGUGAACAAGAACUGGUUAGAGGGAUCUACUGCGGAUGGAGUAGGAAUAUUCCCACAGUCCUUUGUGAGAAUUAUCAAGGAUCUUCCUGAGGAAAAAUUUCCUGUCAGCUAUCUACGCUGCUAUUUCCAUGAUUGUGAUGUAUGCUCAAUCAGAGAUAUCCCCUUGGAAGAGGAUGUGAAGAAGAGGCCAUCAUACAAUGAAUUGCUUCAUUUAAUGAGAGAUCAGUUCCCUGGCAUUGACCUGGCUCUAAAUAUGAAGGAUCCAGAUGGUGACCUGAUUCGCCUGAUGGACAACAGUGACAUGGAGCUUCUUGUCAUAAAUGGAAAAAGAAAAUCACAACUAGAGAACUUCUUCCCCUGGGAAUUACAUAUCACACGCCUUGAUGACCUGGACGUUUAUAAUAAUAUGGAAUGAGGAGAAAAUCAACUGCUGGAAAUAAUAGAAGAUUUUCGGAACCUAAGAGACAUAAAUUGGUCCAAACCAAUUUUACUCACAUUUAGGUCAGCAAAGUGGGAAGUCCACAGAUCAUUCAAUCCAAAGAAAUUAGAUUAGGAAACUUUCUAAAGACACUGCAGCAAUCUGAUAUGUUUCUUAAAAGGGAACCUGUCACGUAAAUAAAUGCAGCCUGAUUUACAGGUAUAAUGUUAUAGAGCAGGAAGAGCUGAAGAGAUUGAUAGUUAGUUUUGUGGGAAAAGUUCCAGAAUAACUUGUCAUUGAUUCAUGAACAUCUCUGCUUAUUUUGAGCUAAGUAGUCAAGUGGAGGGUCCUGCUCCGUGUGAAUAGAGAUUUACAUGAAUAUAUUAAAAUUUAUCCUGGUACUUUUCCUACAAUACUACAGUCAAUCUGAUCGGCUCAUCCAGCUCUAAACCCUGUUGUUACCAAAAGGCGCUUGGGGGUACUGCUCUGACUAGAUUUUAAAACAUGAGCUCAUUUUGACUUGCUUCCCCACCUAUAGACACAAAAAGAGUUACUCUAUCGCAACCCAUUAUGACUUUAAAUAUUUUAUUAUAUGUGAGUUUUAUUUCAUUAUUCUGGGCCUAUUGUCAUGGUUUAUUUCUACCUCAAUCACUAACCCACUUAAAAAGACAAAAAGACAUAGCAUCACAUUUUCUGAUAUAGCACAGUGGUAAAAAGUACCCUAAUGGCCUUAAAUGGGAACUGCCAUAUCCAAAAACUUUUUAUAUGUUGUUUCUAUACUAAUGAAAAUUAAAGACCUUUUGUAAUAUGAUUGUUAACAUUUUUUUAAUAUUUAAUAAACACUAACCAGUCUUGCAGCAGCAUCAGGCUUGUCCAUGAAUCAUGGACAAGAGAUGACUCAUGGACAAGGCUGCAUGAGCAGACGAGCCACUGACCUCCCACCACCACAAGAUGGCACACGCCCCCUUCCCCUGAGAGGAUUUCAAACACUGGGAGAUAAUGAAAAGAGGUAUUUUUAUAAUAAAUAUUGGUGAUAGAGGCAUAAAAACUAUAUGUACAUGGUCAGGAUUAGGUACUGAGUAACAUUUUUUUUUGUGGGAUCUGGCAGGUACGCUUUAAGAUACUUCAUUUUGGGUCUAUUGAGAUGGACUGUAACUGAAUCAAACAAUAGUUGUAAUAAGCAUAUAAAACAUAAAAUAAAGUAGGUCGCGGUCACGAUGGACAGGGAAAAUUGCAGCUCUGAGCUUACCCAGACUACUAUCCCUGCCUUAUGGGGUGCCCACAUUCUUAAUAGGAUAGCCCAAGCCUUUGUGCUCUACAACAGUGUCAUGCAAUGCUACUCUGCUAUAGUGCAAAGUGUAAUAAAGUCCAAUACAAACACUGUACAGAAGUCAGGGAAGCAGGACAGGACACCAUGGGUUAGCAGGUAUAGUACAAGAAACAAAACACAGGCGAUAAACAGACAAACAGUAAAAAAGCAAUCAGGGGGGCUGAAUACAAACCUAGAGAGCUCCCAGUACAAAUAUUUAGCCAAUGGUCAAGAGCUAGUGCAGAAAGAAUUCAAACACAGGCAAAAAAUAACAGACUGGGUGAGUAUGUACAUUACCACCUGAGAAAGACGUUGACACUAAGACCAGAUUGGCCCAAUGUCCAAGCUUCCUGAUUGGCCUGGGCAUCACCACAGUGAGGCAGGAUGCAUCAGCCAUCUCAGGAGAAAUCAACCCUUCUGCUAGAACCAGAUCCACUUAUUACAGUAGCUCUAUAAGUUACAAAAGGUUUUCUAAAAAAACUAUCGGUAUACAUUAUUAACACUGGGUAUAAAGCCUAAAGCGGGAUCUAUGAGUCCCCACACGCUCCAGGGUAUGGGGGCAAUUGCCACACAUGCACUUCCUAGAACUAUAUCACUGCGUGUAUUAAUAUAAAUUCUCCCUCUAACAAAUCUUAAAUUGUAUCUAAUCCUACUAUAGAAGGUUAGAGAACAUAUUUGCUCUGCUAAUUUUAAAGAAACCAAUAACGAUGGCCUAUUGAAAUUACAGCUACUGCUAUACAGAUCCCCCCAAAAAAAUCACAUAUCAGGCAAUCAAAAUCUCUGAAAGUGUUCAUGUAAUGCCCUUUGUAAUACCCUUUUUUCCAAAAUGAAUUCCACUUGAUCCUUUCCAAACUCCUGACUGGCUUAGAUGGAUCAUGUGAAAUACAAAUUGAUGCCAAUGAACCACGAAGUGCUUUUUUGGGACUACCGCAUCCUUACUUAGACAUGUUGAGAGGUGGUUUAUUAAUAUAAUUUACUCUAUUAGAAUGUCACACUGGUGUUGCAUUAUAAAGAGGUUUGUUAUAUAAGCAUAUCAUAUAUUUAUGAACUUCUGGUUGAAACCUUUAAGAGAUAAUGGUAAGGUUAGUAAUAUGUUACCAUAAAACCAAGUUCUGAUUAUUUUCUUAUAAAAUCUGAAAUCUGAAUUUAUUUUAAUAAGCACAAUAUUUCAUGGAGGCAGAAUGUGCGACUACUAUGGGGUUCUGAGGCCAAGCUUUGGUUUAUGUCAACAUCUUCAUUAAAGGAGAUGAGAACUUACAAUGUUAGUAGACAAGUGUAUACCAUAAUAAAAGGGCCCAUUUUGAUGUUUAUGGGGCCCCUUUCUUCUGUGUUAAAUUAUUGUAUUUAGAGAGAUGUGAUCUUGCUAUUGAUUGUAUAAUGGUGAGUGCAGAUGAAUCACUCCUGUAUAUCAUAGAUGACAUUUAUAUAAAGAUAUUUUUUAAAGAAGGAUUACUAUAUUUGUACUUACUACUGUGCAUCAGCUGUUAUGCAGUGUUUUGAAUAUAUGGAGUACAUUUACAAAAAUAUAAUAAAUAUUA